CUUGGAGGAGGCAGAAAGCAACAACAGCGAGGAGGGAGAAGUCAAGACGUCUGGAAAGAAUUACCCACCCAGUCCUGGCUUCCCGCAGCCCAUUGAACCAGGGACUUGAACCAGCCCCAGCCAAAGACUUUCUCCUAAUUCUGCGCUUCCCGGGUUCUGCUGAGUCUUCACCGGGCUUUUCUUGAUACGAAAAAGAAAAGAGACUUUCCGAUAUCAGGGGAGGGGGAAACUGGAGCGAGAAAAAAAAAUAUAUAUAUAUAUAUAUACAUAUAAAAUAAUAAAUAAAAUAAAAAUAAAGUUAAUUUAUUUUUAAAGCACAGAUUUUUCUUUUAAGAAUUAGACUGAAGUGCGACGGAGACCUUAACAAGAAUAGUAGUGGAAUUUCCUUCUGAAGUGGGGGAGAACCAAACGUUGAAGACAACCCCCAUCCUUUUUAAAUGUUGUUUUUAAAUUUUUUAUUUUUUUUGGCCGGUCGUCUCAAAUUCAUCUGAUCUCUUAUUACCUCAAUUUUGGAAACUGCCCGCCACCGACCCUCCGGGACCACACAGACAGGCUGAGGACAACUUUAUGACCAAGAGCUGAACAAGAUGCAUUGUGAGAGGUUUCUAUGCAUCCUGAGAAUAAUUGGAACCACACUUUUUGGAGUGUCUCUCCUCCUUGGAAUCACAGCUGCUUACAUUGUUGGCUACCAAUUUAUCCAAACAGAUAAUUACUACUUCUCUUUUGGACUGUAUGGUGCCUUUUUAGCAUCACACCUCAUCAUCCAAAGCCUGUUUGCCUUUUUGGAGCAUCGAAAAAUGAAGAAAUCCCUAGAAACACCCAUCAAAUUGAACAAGACUGUUGCUCUUUGCAUCGCUGCCUAUCAAGAAGAUCCAGACUACUUACGAAAAUGUUUGCAAUCUGUGAAGAGGCUAACCUACCCUGGGAUUAAAGUUGUCAUGGUCAUAGAUGGGAACUCGGAAGAUGACCUUUAUAUGAUGGACAUCUUUAGCGAAGUCAUGGGCAGGGACAAAUCAGCCACUUAUAUCUGGAAGAACAACUUCCACGAGAAAGGUCCUGGUGAGACGGAUGAGUCACAUAAAGAAAGCUCGCAACAUGUCACCCAGUUGGUCUUGUCCAACAAAAGUAUUUGCAUCAUGCAAAAAUGGGGUGGAAAAAGAGAAGUCAUGUACACGGCCUUCAGAGCACUGGGACGAAGUGUGGAUUAUGUACAGGUUUGUGAUUCAGACACCAUGCUUGACCCUGCCUCAUCUGUGGAGAUGGUGAAAGUUUUAGAAGAAGACCCCAUGGUUGGAGGUGUCGGGGGAGAUGUCCAGAUUUUAAACAAGUAUGAUUCCUGGAUCUCCUUCCUCAGCAGUGUGAGAUACUGGAUGGCUUUUAACAUAGAAAGGGCCUGCCAGUCUUAUUUUGGGUGUGUCCAGUGCAUUAGUGGACCUCUGGGAAUGUACAGAAACUCCUUGCUGCAUGAAUUUGUGGAAGACUGGUACAAUCAGGAAUUUAUGGGGAGCCAAUGUAGUUUUGGGGACGACCGGCAUCUAACGAACCGAGUGCUGAGUCUGGGCUAUGCAACAAAGUACACAGCUCGAUCCAAGUGCCUUACGGAGACGCCUAUAGAGUAUCUCAGAUGGUUAAACCAGCAGACCCGUUGGAGCAAGUCCUACUUCCGAGAGUGGCUGUACAAUGCGAUGUGGUUUCAUAAACAUCACUUGUGGAUGACCUACGAGGCCGUUAUCACUGGAUUCUUCCCUUUCUUUCUCAUUGCCACAGUGAUCCAGCUCUUCUACAGGGGUAAAAUUUGGAACAUCCUCCUCUUCUUGUUAACUGUCCAGUUAGUAGGUCUCAUAAAAUCCUCCUUUGCCAGCUGCCUUAGAGGAAAUAUUGUCAUGGUCUUCAUGUCCCUCUACUCAGUGCUAUACAUGUCAAGUUUACUUCCUGCCAAAAUGUUUGCCAUUGCCACGAUAAACAAAGCUGGGUGGGGCACAUCUGGAAGGAAAACCAUUGUCGUUAAUUUCAUAGGACUCAUUCCAGUAUCGGUUUGGUUUACAAUCCUCCUGGGUGGUGUGAUUUUCACCAUUUAUAAGGAAUCUAAAAAGCCAUUCUCAGAAUCCAAGCAGACAGUUCUCAUUGUUGGAACGUUGCUCUAUGCAUGCUAUUGGGUCAUGCUUUUGACGCUGUAUGUGGUUCUCAUCAAUAAGUGUGGCAGGAGGAAGAAGGGACAACAGUAUGACAUGGUGCUCGAUGUAUGAUCUUCUGUUGUUUGACGUUUGCAGUCACGCACGCAGACACACACAAAACCUUAGUUCCUCUCGGGACUGUACAGUAUCGUGGCAUCAGAUAAUGCCACCAAAGGAGACAUAUCACUGCUGCUGGGACUUGAACAAAGACAUUUCUAUGGGUUUAUUUUGAUUCUGCCAAAGUAAAACAAGACAUCCAUGAGAAGAAACUCAGAUUUAACCUGUUAUUUCUAUGAAAGUGGGAAGCAUUCUUUGUUUAUGCACUUUUUCCUUACUGUACAUCCGCCUAACAGUGUUUGCCCUAUAUACCUCACUAGCCAUGCUUUAUGUGGGUUAUCAUGGAAGAAAAGGAUUUUGGAAACUCAAGGAAAAUUUCUUUCAACAUAUACAACCUAACUUAUGGACUGUGUUGAUAGCUAAUUUUUUUUUUUUUUAGAAAGGAUUUUCUGUUUAACUCUACCAAAUGAGAUGCCAAAGGAAAUUUUAAAGGCCGUUGGCUGUGCUGUAUUUUUAUAUAAUUGUACUGUGUUUUAAAAUUUUGUAUGCCAAUUUUUAAAACAAAUUUUGCAUAUUCUAUAUUUUACUUCUCUGCCAAAAUACACCUGUUUUUUUAUUAUUAUUAAAAUAAGUUCUGAAAAAAUUCAUACUGAAAAAAAAAAAAAACCUACCCAAAAUGUGAAGCUUGGUUGACUGAUGUUGUUCAUGAUAGAAAGAAUAAAAUGUUUCUCUCUCUCUCUACCUUUUAAAAUGGAAUAGUUUAUUUCCGUGGAAAAUACUUAAAACUUUUAAUAUUUUAAUUUUUUUUCUUUACCUUUAGAAAAGGCCAAUAUACCUGUCACACUUUGGGAGUAAGAAAUACAUAUUUAUGUGUACAAAAAAGAAAAAAGAAAAGAAAAUCAUUGAAAAUCAAGGCCAAGGGGGUAGAAAAGUGCAAUUUUUCAUGAGAUUUAAACGAAAAAAGGGAAUGCUAGUCCUUGAGAGAAAACACUAGGCAUCCGGCACUGGACAAAUGUGAAGAUUUCUGGCAGUGUUUUCUCAGGCUGAGUAAAUUGGAAAGUGGAAAAAAUUAUCUGUGUUACUUGGAUAAAUAUGAUACAGUUCAUCAUUUUGUUCUGUGGCCUGAAUUUACCAGAUCCUGUCUACAUAUGGAACAUAAUUUACCUGUCUUUUUUUUUUCAGCUUGCCAGUUCACUUUACAUGAGGUUUACAGGGGUGAGUUGGAUACAUUUUAAUCAGUGUUAAGCCUAUAGAUACAAAACUGGCACAUUCAAGCUCCUCUUCUACUUCCUAGGGAGGAUUUUUUUUCCUGAAUUUAUACAGAUAAUUGCUUCAUCUGUCCUGCUAUUGGCCUACAUAGAUAUGUUUAUGUAGUCAAAAUAAUAUCAAGGUUUAAUACGUGUAUCAAGAAUUGGCACAUAAAAAAAAAAAUUUGAUGAACCCGGUAACCUUAACCCAGCUAAUUUAACUACUCCAAGGCCCUCAGUUAUCCAGUUUGGCUUUUGACAUGAACCAUCUUGCCUUAUAGCUGGUGCUGUGUAGACCUGUGUUAGAAACAAUCAAAUACACGGGCCAUUGCAUUAAAAAAAAUGUUGGGAUGAAGUGGAGUGUGAAUGUGGAGAAGUGUUCAACCUUGUGCUUCUGCCAUUCUGCUUCCUUUCCAUGCAGAUGUCUAUGCUCCAUCUAUCCUGCCCAAGAAAAAGCUGCACAUUCUACCUUCGAUGUACAAAAAGGUACAGAUCAUUCUGCAACCCAGACUCACUGACCAGAGAGUUUGUGGGAAACGAAACACACAGCAUGCCAACAAAUGAAACUGAAACUUGAGUUUGCCUUUUUAACUAUUUAUGUUCUAAGUUAAGCUUUGAUAACUUUCAAAUGUCAAAUUCUCUCAUUCUUAUAAAAGAUUGAAUUAAUUGCCUGUAUUUAUUUUAGCAAUUAUUCAAUGUAUUUCCAGGAUAGGAUGUAUAGUAUAAUUGAUUUUUUUUGUAAAUAAAAUAUUUUUGAUAAGACUAUCGCCUUUUUUUCUAAGGGAAGGGGGAAUUUCAAAUGAAACAAAAACUUUGUUUUCCUGAUUGUAGUGGAAUAGAUUGAAAAACGGGGUAUGUAAAAAACAGACAAACAUGCUUGGUCAAAGAUAAUAGAAGUCGCUUAAUGUUACUAAUCAUGAAGCAGAAAUCCCCCAAAUUGGUGUUUGGAAAUCAGGAAAAUGAGAGAGAGAGAGAGAGAGAGACCCCCAAUUAAUAGAACAUGUCUUUACCUUCUACUUCCCUUGGAAGCAGCCCAAAUUUAGACCAAAAUUGCUUUAUUAUAGUAAUUUAGGGGAAAAAACAGAUUUUCAGAAGAGUUACAAGCAAGUUUGUUUAAUUAUAAUACUUAACAAAUAAUAGUAAAAUCUUAAAAGAACUUCAAAUCCAAUGGGUAACAAUAAUUAAAUGAAUUAUGGCAUUUUCAAACAUUGGAGCAUUAUUAUCCUUUAAAAUAUUCUCAGAGGAUAUGAGAAAUUAGACAAAUGUUACAUUAAAAAUAUACAACCAUUGUGUACAGUAACGUCCCGAUUUUGUAAAAAUAAAAAUGUUUAAGUGUGGUUAUCUCUACUCUUGGGAGUAUCACCGAUUUCUAUGCUGUAUACAUUUUUGUAUUUUCCAAAUACCAUGAUCCUGUAUUGUUUUUAUAAUCCGAAA
Nyctereutes procyonoides (raccoon dog) is the source of this 4912-nucleotide messenger RNA. It is a transcript of the gene HAS2, whose product is annotated as hyaluronan synthase 2. Bases 588 to 2246 code for a protein of 552 amino acids. The transcript is spliced from 4 exons. The record is from RefSeq and is a predicted model, not a curated record. Gene Ontology annotation, molecular function: hyaluronan synthase activity. Gene Ontology annotation, biological process: extracellular matrix assembly; hyaluronan biosynthetic process. Lineage: Eukaryota; Metazoa; Chordata; Mammalia; Carnivora; Canidae.